Messenger RNA from Lathyrus oleraceus (garden pea), 411 nucleotides. RefSeq lists its product as uncharacterized. Lineage: Eukaryota; Viridiplantae; Streptophyta; Magnoliopsida; Fabales; Fabaceae. The transcript has a single exon. The record is from RefSeq and is a predicted model, not a curated record. The coding region runs from base 1 to 411 and encodes 136 amino acids.
AUGGUUGGAGGAAGAAACAAACAAGCUAUUAUUGAUGCUUUGGAGGCGAUGGAUCAGGCAUUGCAGGGUCAGCAGAAUCAGGCUGGUGAUGAAUUCUACGAAUUGGGGAAGUUUAGAAGGAACAACUCGCUGACCUUCAAGGGCAUAUAUGAUCCAGAAGGUGGUCAUACAUGGCUCAGAGAGAUUAAUAAGAUUUUCCGAGUGAUGGCUUGCACUAAAGACCAGAAAGUGUUAUUUGGUACUCAUAUGCUGUCGGAGGACACCAGAGAUAGGUGGGACAACGCGCGUCAUAGAAUGGAAGGUGAAGGUACUGAGGUUUCUUGGGCUUUGUUCAAAACUAAUUUUCUAGAGAAGUAUUUUCCAGAGGACGUGCGUAGUAAGAAAGAGACCGAGUUCCUUUGCCUGAAAUAA